Sinocyclocheilus grahami is the source of this 897-nucleotide messenger RNA. RefSeq names its product P2Y purinoceptor 1-like. The transcript has a single exon. Lineage: Eukaryota; Metazoa; Chordata; Actinopteri; Cypriniformes; Cyprinidae. The annotation marks the transcript as partial. Gene Ontology annotation, molecular function: A1 adenosine receptor binding; ATP binding; G protein-coupled ADP receptor activity. Gene Ontology annotation, cellular component: plasma membrane. The record is from RefSeq and is a predicted model, not a curated record. Gene Ontology annotation, biological process: relaxation of muscle; platelet activation; phospholipase C-activating G protein-coupled receptor signaling pathway.
UGCUCGUUAACCAAGACCGGCUUUCAGUUUUACUAUCUCCCCAUCGUCUACAUCAUCGUGUUCAUCGCAGGCUUUAUCGGGAACAGCUUGGCCAUAUGGAUGUUCGUGUGCCACAUGAGGCCCUGGAGCAGCAUCUCCGUCUACAUGUUCAACCUGGCGCUGGCGGAUUUUUGUUACGUGCUCUCGCUUCCGUUCCUCAUCUUCUACUACUUCAACAAAACAGACUGGAUUUUCGGAGACGUCUUAUGCAGACUGCAGAGGUUCAUCUUCCACGUGAAUCUCUACGGAAGCAUCCUGUUCCUCACGUGCAUCAGCGUGCACAGAUACUCCGGCGUCGUGCAUCCGCUCAAAUCGCUCGGGAGGCUGAAAAAGAAGAACGCCGUUCGCACCGUCGCGCUCGUUUGGUUCAUAGUCGUGGUCGGCAUCUCUCCCAUCCUUUACUACUCGCGAACCGGCCCUAAGAAGGGGUUAACGACGUGCUACGACACCACGACCGAAGACGAGCUGCCUGGAUACUUCAUCUACAGCAUGUGCAUGACGGUGUUCGGCUUCUGCAUCCCGUUCAUCAUCAUCUUCAGCUGCUACGGCGGCAUCGUCAAAGCCCUCAUCUGCAACGACAUGGACAACGCGCCGCUGAGGAAGAAGUCGAUAUACCUGGUCAUCAUCGUGCUCACGGUGUUCGCCGUCUCCUACCUGCCCUUCCACGUCAUGAAGAACCUGAACAUGCGAGCCAGACUGUACUUCCAGAGCGCGGAUAUGUGUGCCUUCAACGACCGCGUGUACGCCAGCUACCAGGUGACCCGCGGCCUGGCCAGUCUCAACAGCUGCGUGGAUCCUAUCCUGUACUUUCUGGCCGGAGACACGUUCAGACGCAGGCUGUCCAGAGCCACCAAAAAG